Messenger RNA from Arachis ipaensis, 2437 nucleotides. RefSeq lists its product as uncharacterized. The record is from RefSeq and is a predicted model, not a curated record. Gene Ontology annotation, cellular component: SCF ubiquitin ligase complex. Gene Ontology annotation, biological process: SCF-dependent proteasomal ubiquitin-dependent protein catabolic process. Gene Ontology annotation, molecular function: protein binding. NCBI's taxonomy places the organism in Eukaryota, Viridiplantae, Streptophyta, Magnoliopsida, Fabales, Fabaceae.
CCCACUGUUCUCUCUUAUCUUGUUCUUCAUUUCCUUUAUCAAUCAGGACACGUGUCAUGCAUCAGAUGGCACUGUGUUCUCUUCACUCUUCUUCUUCCUCCUUCUUUCUUCUUCCUUUCACUCCACUACUAUCUCACUCUUCUCUUUCUCUCUCUAAAAAACUCCUUUCCCUUUUGAUCCUUCACGUAAUCACGUUUCUUUCUCCACUAACUCCUGAUUUUCCGUUUCGAUCACACCUCAUUCGGUUACCGGAAUAUUCCCCCUCACCUCCUCUCUCUCUCUCUCUCUUCGCUGUCGGAGAACCAAAGAGUUCACGUCAAAAUCAUUUUGUUCUGGAAUGGGAAGUUGACUUUCUAUGGUACAUGCCGUACAAUUGUGAUUAAAAGGGUAUUGGCAAUUUAGCCAUGGGGGGUAUAUGUUCUAGGAAGAGGGAACAACAAGUCAUGGAAGAUGAUCUGCAUAGAGGGGUCUUAGGAAGAUACUGCAGAAGUACCAGUACUAAAUGGCCAGGGGCAAAAAGUUUUCGUUCCAAGCCAAAUAAUUUCCCCGGAGGGGGUACAUGCCCCUCACUCAUGGAGUUAUGCAUUCAUAAGAUAGGCGAGGACUUCCGUAAAUAUGAUUCUUUCUCAAUGCUUCCACCAGACCUAAGCCAGCAAAUCUUCAAUGAACUGGUGGAUGCUCAGUGCCUAACAGAAGCAUAUAUUGAAGCUUUUCGAGAUUGUGCUCUUCGGGAUGUUUUGUUGGGUGAAUACCCUGGAGUGAAUGAUGGUUGGAUAGAUGUCAUCUCUUCGCAGAGGUCAUCUUUACUUUCAGUUGAUCUUUCUGGUUCAACUGUGACUGAUAAAGGAUUGCGUCUACUGAAGGACAGCUCAAAUCUCCAAUCAUUAACUCUCGAUUACUGUGACCAGUUUUCUGAACAUGGUCUCAAAUACGUUAGUGGUCUUUUGAACUUGACUUUCUUGAGCAUCAGGAAGAGUAGCACUGUUACACCUGAUGGAAUGCGUGCUUUCUCAAGCUUAGUUAACUUGGAGAAAUUGGACUUAGAGAGGUGUUCAGAGAUUCAUGGUGGAUUUGUUCAUCUUAAAGGUCUGAAAAAGCUUGAGUCUCUCAACAUUGCAUGCUGUAAAUGUAUUAUGGAUUCAGACAUGCAAGCAAUCUCAGGUCUUAUAAAUCUGAAGGAGUUGCAAAUUUCCAAUAGCAGUAUUACUGAUCAUGGAGUUGCUUAUUUAAGAGGUUUGCAGAAGCUUACCACAUUGAAUGCUGAAGGAUGCAAAAUUACUUCUGCAUGUUUAGAGUCUAUUGCUGCCUUAGCAGCCCUGGAAUCUUUAAAUCUCAACAGGUGCUGUCUUUCUGAUGAAGAAUUUGAGAACCUCUCUAGUCUUAAAACCUUGAAGAGGCUAAGUCUGGCAUUUAACAGGAUCACAGAUGCCUGUUUAGUACAUCUGAAAGGUUUAGUAAAUUUGGAGUAUUUAAAUUUGGAUUCCUGCAAAAUAGGCGAUGAAGGGCUUGCCAAUUUGAUAGGCCUCACUCUCUUGAGAAGUCUAGUGUUGUCAGACACUGAAGUUGGUUCCAGCGGGCUGCGUCAUAUAUCAGGUUUACACAAACUGGAAGAUUUGAACCUGUCAUUUACCUCAGUAAAUGAUGCUAGCCUGAAAAGACUAUCAGGACUGACAAAUCUUAAAUCACUUAAUCUGGACGCCCGACAGAUUACUGAUGUUGGACUUGCAAAUCUCACAAGUUUGAGUGGAUUGAUAAAAUUGGAUCUCUUUGGAGCUCGUAUUUCAGACGCCGGAACUGUAUUUUUAAAAUCUUUCAAGAACCUGCAAUUCCUUGAAAUAUGUGGUGGAGGAUUAACUGAUGGAGGCGUAAAACACAUAAAAGAGAUGACCUCCCUUACACAGCUUAACCUGUCACAGAAUUGCAACUUGACGGAUAAAACUUUGGAAUUGCUAUCUGGGAUGACUGCGUUGAGGUCACUUAAUGUUUCAAAUUCGCGCAUAACCAACGAGGGAUUGCGGUAUCUGAAGCCGCUAAAGAAGGUUACUGCAGCUGAAAUCAAGAAGCUUCAGUCCUCUGACCUCCCAAAUUUGAUAAGCUUUCGGCCAGAAUAGACCAACAGAUGAUCGGAGAAUUAUGUUCUCAGGCUUGUCAACAAUUCUCUGUAUAUAUCCAUAUCUCCCUGUUCUGGAUAUUAUAAAUGAUCAUUACAGGGGGUGGGUAAUUCUAGAAAAUGUGUACAUAAGCUAUUAUGCAUGCAACAAUGUAAUUAAGCUUUUAUUUUGCAUGUUGUGGUUACCCGAGAAUAAUUGUACAUAAAUCAUCAUUUUCCUUUUCUCCUUUCGCAGUUCAGUUGUACACUUUGUACAUGCCUAUUUGGGCUGCUAUCUACGUUCUAAUGCAUGUGAUAAAAUUGUUGCAGAGUUUCUGAUUAAGUAUA